AUGGUGCUCAGUCGCCCCGAGGCCGUGGUGCAGAGGGCACAGGAUGCCCGAUUCUCGCUGUUCAGUGAGGACGAGGUUCGCAAGCUCUCGGUGCUUCGAGUGACGAACCCGACCGCAUUCGACAGCCAGAACAACCCGACAGCGGGCGGGCUGUACGACAAGCGCCUGGGCCCCAUAGACUCGAGUGCGCAGUGUGGAACAUGCGGACUCGGCUUCAGCUCGUGCCCCGGCCACUACGGUCACAUCGAUCUCCCCGUACCUACCUACCACCCACUCUUGAUUGGCGCGCUUCACAAGUUGUUGAGGUGCACUUGCCUGCACUGCUGCAGACUGCGCAUGCCAGCAGAGACAGCUGAUGGCUGGACGCGGGUCCUCCAACUCGUCAAGAGCGGCGAGUUGUCGGGUGCGCAGGAGGUUGCUGCUCAGACGUGCAAAAGAACAUCCCAAGCACUCCAAGCUGCGGACGACACGCACCGGGACCGCAGCUCGUGCGCGCUGACGUCGCGGUCAAACGAACUGAUCAACGAGUACCUCGCGCGGAUUCUGGAAAAUCCUGCCAAGACAUGCGAGCACUGCAAGCUCGAAUGUCCCGACGUGGGCCGAGAGGGCGCUUCGAACUUGUUCUUGUCGAAAGGCCCGGGAGGGUCGCGGACAUACUUACCAGCACGCGAUGCAAGCGGCAUCGUGAGGAAACUUUGGGCAUCGCAGCCCAGGCUUCUCUCCCUCAUGUUUCCUCAUGGUGACACCACAGGUGCUUCAGGCGAAGGAUCUGCGACGACGACGCGCACGUCGUCCGCAGUCGCGCGGCAACCACCCGAUGGAUGGCAGAUGUUCUUCGUGCGAUGCCUCCCGGUCACACCGAACAGGUUCCGGCCGGUGUCGAGCGUUGCAGGAGACAAAUACGAGCACUUUCACAGCGUCUUGCUUACACGCGUGCUGAACGAGUGUAUGAACUUCGUCUCUGCGCCGAUGAAAGACUCUUUGUCUGCAGCAGACGAAUCGGGACUGAAAUCGGGCCUGAACAGUAUGCUGAAUCUGCAGCAGGCCGUCAACAACCUGAUGGACUCUAGCUUCUCCACUGAGCGUGCCGCCGCCCAAGGUAUUCGACAGCAGCUUGAACGUAAAGAAGGGCUCCUCAGGAUGAAUAUGAUGGGGAAGCGCGUCAACUUUGCUGCCCGUUCGGUCAUCUCGCCCGAUCCAUACAUCGCAACUGGGGAGAUCGGGGUCCCGCCUUACUUCGCACGCAAGCUGUCAUUCCCAGAGCGCGUGACGCCGUUCAACGUCGAGAUGCUCCGCGCGGCAGUGGAACGCGGGGCGCACGAGUAUCCAGGAGCAGUGGCAGUAGAAGACGCCAGUGGGCGGCUGGUGUCGCUGGUGCAUCUUGACGCACAGAAGCGUACGGCGCUGGCGAAGCAAUUGCUUCUUGCAGGCGACUCUCGCAACGUGCAGGACCGCGGCGACAACGUUGUCGUUCACAGACAUCUGAGGGAUGGAGAUCUCAUGCUCACGAACCGUCAGCCGACGCUGCACAAGCCCGGCCUCAUGGCGCAUCGAGCGAGGGUUCUGCGAGCGGAUCGAGCCAUCCGCAUGCACUACGCGAACUGUUCCACCUUCAACGCCGACUUUGAUGGAGAUGAGAUCAACUUGCACCUGCCUCAGGACCACUUUGGCAGGGCAGAGUGUCACAUCUUCGUCCACGCAGACCAUCAGUUCACGACACCCACCGCCGGAAAUCCCAUUCGGGGACUGAUCCAGGACCACAUUUUCGGAGGGGUGCUGCUGACGAAACAGGACACUUUCCUCAGCUACACGGACGCGGCGCAACUCAUCUACGUCGCUUGUGCACCUACUCGCAUGGCCACAACGGCAUUCGCGCUUCCUGCACCGGCGAUCCUGCGCCCUGCUCCGAUGUGGACAGGGAAGCAAGUGCUGAGCGUGGUGCUCCAGCAAGUGUUGCGCAGCAGCUCUCCCUUGACCAUGGAAUCCGGCACCAAGGUUCCUGCGCAACUCUGGGGAGCGUCGAGUUUUGAGGAUCAGUUCGCUGUGCGCACGGGCGACCUAGUGACCGGCGUGCUCGACAAGGCUCAAUUCGGCAAGUUUGGGCUCGUCCACUCCGUCCAAGACCUCUACGGGGAUGCGUGUGCUGGACAACUGACUUCGACACUGUCGCGGCUCCUGACAUUCUUUGUUCAGACUCAUGGCUUCACGUGCGGCAUCGGUGACGCGCUUCUGCUCGUGCCUGCCGAGGAGCAUCGCGCAACGGCACUCGCGUCCGCAGAGAAGGUCUGCACCAUUGCGUCCUGCGAUUUCCUGGGGAUCGGCGGUCGGCGCAGUGCCAAACAGACGCUGAUUGCCCGUGCAUGUGCGAAUCUGGCCGAGAGGUAUCGCGCAGACUUCCACGCGACGGGUGUGUUGCACGACGCUGCGUGCUCAGGGGCGAUGCACCCCCUCUCGAGCAGCGUCGUCAAAGCGUCCUUGCCCGCGGGGCAGAUGCGCAGUUUUCGGCACAACUGCCUUUCGCUCAUGACGAUGACCGGCGCGAAGGGGUCAACGGUGAAUUUUUCGCAAAUUUCGUGCCUUCUGGGCCAGCAAGAGCUCGAAGGCCGACGCGUGCCAAGGGCGUCCUCUGGGCGUACAUUGCCGUGCUUCCAGCCUUUCGACGCGGGCGCGCGCUCCGGAGGAUUCAUCCAGGACCGCUUCCUCACCGGGCUACGCCCUCAGGAGUAUUACUUUCAUUGCAUGGCGGGGCGAGAUGGCCUCGUCGAUACUGCCGUGAAGACUGCGCGCUCCGGUUACCUGCAGCGGUGCAUAGUUAAGAAUCUCGAGUCGCUGAAGGUGCAAUAUGACGGCACGGUGAGGGAUGAUGCAGACGGUCUGAUUGUGCAGUUUCUGUACGGCGAGGAUGGCCAGGACGUCGCGAAUGCAUCCGGGUUGCAGCGCAUGAGCUUUUGCUUGAGCAAUCUUCAGCGCCUCGGCGAACAGCUCGAUCCGAGGACAAGUUGUGGAACCACAAAGGACCCUCGUAUCGACGCUCUCGAGGCAGAAGUGGCGGAUGCGUGGCGAUGCCGAUCCUCGCUCCUUGAACUAGCCGCGAAUGGCAAUCGAACGGCUGUGGCUGAAUUGGGGGCUGCGCAGCCAGUUCAGGCGCUGUUUCCACACUCGCUAGUCGGUGCCGUGUCGGAGUCCUACUUCGACAUGGUCUCAUCGUUCAUCCAGGAAACGCGCGUCUGCGCCCCCCGGCACACCUGGGCUGUUCGCUUCCGUCACUUGAUGAUGCUGCGAUGGAUUCGCGGGCUUGUUGCGGGCGGCGAGGCGGUCGGGGUGAUCGCGGCCCAAUCUAUCGGCGAACCUUCGACGCAAAUGACGCUCAACACUUUCCACAUGGCUGGCCGCGGCGAGGCGAACGUCACCAUGGGUAUUCCUCGACUCCGCGAGAUCCUCAUGACUGCUGCCAUGCGUAGCAAGACGCCGAGCAUGGACUUGCCGCUGCUGGAAUCCCUCGGCCGGUCUACAGCGGAGGGGCUCGCCGCGCAGCUUCAAAAACUUCGCCUGGCAGAGCUGUUGAAGUCCCUGAAGGUCUCUGAUGCGUGCAACCACGACGGCAGAGAGCAAAUGCGAGAGUAUGCAGUCGUCCUGGAGUUCUUCCCCCCCCACGCAUUCCCGAGAAAUGUACGUCUUUCCUUCGAGGAGGUGAAGGCUGCCUUCAAGACAAGCUUCCUCCCCCUGUUGAAACAUGAGCUUCAAGCUGCACAGAAGAAUGCUAGUCCAGGGUCGACGAGAGAACGAGCAACGCGCGGUCGACGCCCUUCCGGUGACGAAAAUGACGGCACGCGUGGCGGAUCCGCGCAAGCACACCCUUCGUCAAGAGAGGAGGAGCGCGAACGGGCAGGACCUGGGCACCGCGAUGGAGAGCAGGAUUACUCAGAGCGCGAAAGUAUCGAGGCUUCGAGUGACGCGAAGCGCAUCUCGCAAGAGGAGGAAUACUCGGACGCCGAUUCGGGCGGUGCUGCAUGCAAUUCCUCUCAUUCCCCGCACAGAGGCGCAAGCACACACAUCCAAGCGUCGGCGAAGGAGUGGCCGCAGCAGGUGGCGGUCAAACAUGAAGUCGAAGUUGAGGGCGUCACAGAUGACAAGGAGUACACUUGCAGCGCGUUCAUCCGUGUUCCCCUCGAGUACACGAACAUUCUCAUGUCUCAAAUGGCGGAGCAGAGCGCCGUUGCCGUUCCAGUGAGGGAGGUGAAGGGCAUUGACAGGUGCUUCGUCGUGGACGAGGGCAAGCGCAUCCAGACGACAGGGGCGAACUUCGAGGCAGUGUGGCAGCAUGGCGAUGUCCUGAGGCUGGCGGGUGUCGUGUCGAAUGACGUCGGUCUCAUGCUAGAACACUAUGGCAUCGAGGCUGCGCGGGCCACCGUGGUCAAAGAGGUCCAAGCUGUGUUUGGCGCAUAUGGCAUCGCGGUGGACUCGCGGCACUUGUGCCUCGUGGCAGAUUUCGUCACCAGCAGCGGAGGCUACCGCGGCUGCAGCCGCAUCGGCAUCAGCACCCAUUGUUCGCCGUUCCUCAAGAUGUCAUUCGAGACAGCAUGCAAUUUCCUCGUAGAUGCUGUUCUCAAAGGCCAGAGCGACGCCCUCAAGACGGCGUCUGCACAAAUCAUUGUCGGAAAUCUCGCCACGGUAGGAACAGGGGCAUGCGGUGUCGUACACAAGCUCUGA
Molecule: messenger RNA, 4710 nt
Organism: Pedinophyceae sp. YPF-701
Lineage: Eukaryota; Viridiplantae; Chlorophyta; Pedinophyceae
Source: the annotation of a GenBank genome assembly